Prosopis cineraria is the source of this 2267-nucleotide messenger RNA. Its product is annotated as dnaJ protein ERDJ3A. The record is from RefSeq and is a predicted model, not a curated record. The coding region runs from base 364 to 1983 and encodes 539 amino acids. Lineage: Eukaryota; Viridiplantae; Streptophyta; Magnoliopsida; Fabales; Fabaceae. The transcript has 7 exons.
UUCGUUUGUGCUCUUUCAGGCACAAAAAGAAGCAAAAGAAAAAGAAAAAAAAAAUUCCUUUUUCUCCCCAAAUCCAAUACUCCCGUUUAAAUUUCACACUCUUCGGACCAGAAAACCUGAUUAGUGAAGCUUUGAUUCGAAUAUGAAGACCCGCCAUUUAUGUUUAUGGAUAAUCUUAAUGACCUUUGUGGGUUUUCAUGCGAGUAUGGAAGCGAAAACUAUAGAUCCUUACAAGGUCCUUGGGGUCGAUAAAAAUGCAAGUCAACGGGAAAUUCAGAAGGCUUUCCACAAGUAUGUCUUCUUCUUGUUUCUUGUCACGAGCAAUACUCUCCUUAGACUUCUGCCACUGAUUGUGCUUCAUUGAUGCUCUCUCUCCAGUAUCACCCGGACAAGAACAAAAACAAGGGUGCACAGGAGAAGUUUGCUCAGAUCAACAAUGCAUACGAGAUUUUGUCUGAUGAUGAGAAAAGGAAGAAUUAUGACAUGUAUGGUGAUGAGAAAGUCAAUCCUGGAUUUGGAGCUGGCCAACCUGGAGGUCAGGGUGGAUAUACUUAUUUCACUGGUGGUGGACCAGGACAAAGUCAGUUUAAUUUCAGACCAGGGCAAUGGCAGGAUAUGGGUAGGCAGGGAAGUUCUAAGUCAUUCUCCUUUUCCUUUGGUGGGUCUGGUGGUCCUAAUUCUUUUGGGUUUGGUUUGAAUGACCUUUUUGGUAGCUUUUUUGGUGGUGGAGGAGGUGGUGGUGGGAGUGAGUUUGGUGGUUUUGGCAGCUCAACUGGUUCUCAAUCUGGAUCCAAGAGUUCCCCUAAAAGUUUUAGAGCGAUAAAUUCACAAAUCUUCAAGAAAGAAAUACUUGGUCAAGGCAUGACUUGGCUUUUGUUAUCUUAUACACCCUCAUUGAAGGGUCUUCAACACUUUGAAUCCACUAUAGAUGAUGUCUUCAGUUCACUGCAAGGAGCUAUAAAGGUUGGAAGUAUUGAUUGUGGAAAGGAGGCCUCUUUCUGUCAGUUGCAUGGCACGUAUCCCCGAAGAGUUCCUAGGGUUUUUGUUUACUCGUACAAGGGAAAUGAAGAGAGUUCUUUGGUAGAAUAUAGUGGUGACUUGGUUGCUAAAAAUUUAAAGGCUUUCUGUCAAGAUCACCUGCCAAGGUUAUCAAAGCGGACUGACUUGAAUUCUCUUGAUGAAUUUAGAGCUGCUGGAAGGUUGCCUGGGGUGAUGCUUCUAUCCACUAAAAAAGACACUCCAGUAAUCUGGCGGGUUCUUAGUGGCCUGUAUCACAAGCGCUUUACUUUCAGUGAUGUCCAGGUUCGUGAUAUUUCCGAUCCAAGAGUGAAAAAGCUGGGAGUUGAUGCACUCCCCGCUGUAGUAGGUUGGCUACCUAAUGGAGAGAAGCAGAUUCUAAAAGCAGGGAUUUCAGUAAAAGAUAUAAAAUCUGCAGUUCAUGAUCUCGGUAACGUACUUGAUAGUUUUGAAAAAAUAAGCAAAAAGGCAACAUCAAGACAGGACAAAAACGCGGCCGCUGAGUCGGAUGAGAUAGAGAUACUAUUCCUUUCUCGAUCAAACUUUGAUGUUCUAUGUGGCGACAGAACCCCAGUCUGCAUAAUUGGUGCCUUUAGAUCUUCUAAAUCUAGAGAAAAGCUGCAAAAAAUCCUAUCUGUGGUCUCUCAGAAAUCUUUCUCAAGGCAACGAAACCAAGCAACAGGCUCUAAGGACCUUAUUUCUUAUACUCUUCUGGAUGCUGCAAAGCAACCUUCUUUUCUUAAUGCAUUUGAUAAGACUGGAUUUAAGUCAUCAGAUAUGUUCUUGAUUGCCUACAAACCUAAAAGAAGGAAGUUCACUUCAUUUCUGGGUGAAACGACGACAGAGGAAGUAGAGAAUUUUAUCAGUUCAGUUCUAAAUGGAGAUAUACCAUUCAGGGAAACAAGAGAGAAGCCUGUACUCAGAGCUUUAGGCAAUGACACUGGGUUUUGCAGUGUUACGAAGUGAAGUACAUAUUAAAUGAGUCAAAAUACUAUAGUGUCACCAAUCUGUUCCUUUCUUAUCCUGAUCAGAGGGGCUGAUUCUGGAUCUCUCUCACCGGAAGUUUUUUAGGACGGAAGCUUUGUAUCAAAUGUUUUUCAGGGAGUUAAAACAGAAUCUGAGAACAUUCUGAGAAAAGAAGAGCAGUUAAUAUGGAAAACCUAAUGAAAGGUUUUUUUUUUUGGAAUGCAUAUAAGAACAAAUUCAAUAGAGAUUACUAGGGUUGUGCAAAAAUCUCAUGGUCUGGUCCG